AUGGAGUCAAGUUCUAGUGAUCUUUCCUCUUCUACCCAACCACCUUCUCUGCCAAAUUUUCUUUGUAAAGUAUGCCUUCGCUCAUUUCAUUCAGAACGUGGCUUGUUACUACAUCGCAAAACUAUCAGUAAAUAUAAUAGACUUACAGAACAUAUUGACAUGUUGCUGUCACAAACUAUUAAAGAAUUUCAGGAAAUUUUUGUAUAUUAUAUUCAUAAAAAAUUAAGCAAAAAUCAUACCAAGGCUGGGCGUCAAACGGUUUCUUUUCCCUGUACAAAGAGUCAGUUUUUUUCAAUUUUUCGUGGAUUUAUUCAUUCUUUUCAAGCCAAGAGAGGUAUUUACAAAUGUUUUUUUCAAGGGAGUUGGGGGAAAAAACAAUUAAAUUAUAUUUUUAAUGACGAACAAUGGUCAAUAAAACAUUAUGACCAAGGACAAAAAACAUACAUAGUCUUACUAGAUCAAUCAAAUGGAUCGCGUAAUUUUUCUUCUGAACACAAUAGAGUAAAAACAAGCGAAACUAAUCCUUUAGUUGUACUUGCUAAUCAAAGAGCAUUUGGCAAGAAAAAUAUAAAAAGAAAAUCUUGUUACAAAAGAGGGGAAGUUAUUAUUGAGUGGAGGGAAAGAAAGGAUCAUGAAAUUAAUGAUAAUUUUUGUUAUGCUGGACAUAUUACUAUGAAUUUUUAUAUAUCUCAAAUUAGAAGUCUAAAUUGA
Molecule: messenger RNA, 711 nt
Organism: Rhizophagus irregularis DAOM 181602=DAOM 197198
Lineage: Eukaryota; Fungi; Glomeromycota; Glomeromycetes; Glomerales; Glomeraceae
Source: RefSeq, a predicted model, not a curated record